Molecule: messenger RNA, 2358 nt
Organism: Crotalus tigris (Tiger rattlesnake)
Lineage: Eukaryota; Metazoa; Chordata; Lepidosauria; Squamata; Viperidae
Gene: KCNJ1
Product: potassium inwardly rectifying channel subfamily J member 1
Exons: 4
Coding region: 526-1644 (372 amino acids)
Biological process (GO): regulation of monoatomic ion transmembrane transport; potassium ion import across plasma membrane
Cellular component (GO): plasma membrane
Molecular function (GO): ATP-activated inward rectifier potassium channel activity
Source: RefSeq, a predicted model, not a curated record
UUUAAAAGCUAGCCCAGCCAGGCCUAAUGCUUACAAGCUCAAAUAGAUGGGUUUCCUUAUAAGAUUCUUCCUACAGGUCAAAGUGCUCUUCCCCUCCCUCCUCGCUUUUUCUCAUCGAAAUGAUAAACCGAGAUAAUUCUUUUUGACAGAGGGGGUUGAUUUCACAUUUGAAUGGCUAUCUGCCAUUAAUCACCUGAUUCUGGUGCUGAGAUUGGAUAAAUAAAAAAAGAAGGCAUCUCCGUUGAAGAAGAUUGGCAAAACGAGACAGAACUCCACGUUGGCAGUCAGCGGAGAUGGGCUGAGUCAGGGACACGUUGCAGACAAUCCAUUUCGUACAUGGUCCCAGAGCCACAGCGGCCUCCCCCGUUGCACGAAGAAAACACUGUGAUCACAUGGGUCAUAACUGUCAUUACAGAAUACUACCCAAGCUAAAUCUGCUUAUUUCAAGAAUCCUGUUCCAUCUCGUCUCCUCAAAUUUUAUGGCCACCAACUCUGAAUUGCAAGAUCUCAGAGUGACUGCUGGGAAUGUUUAAAUACUUCCAGAAACAUUUCACACAGAACUGGGUCGAAUGCAAGAGACGAAGGUCACGCUUGGUGUCCAAAGAUGGAAGGUGUAACAUAGAAUUUGGGAAUGUUGAAGAACAGUCAAGAUUUGUUUGCUUGAUCGACAUCUGGACCACCAUCCUGGAUCUCAGGUGGAGGUACAAAAUGACCAUCUUUAUUUCAGCUUUCUUGGGCAGCUGGUUCCUUUUUGGUCUUCUUUGGUAUGUAGUGGCCUAUAUCCAUAAAGAUCUGCCAGAGUUCAGCCCUUCUAUAAAUCACACGCCAUGUGUAGAUAAUAUCAAUGGCUUGACCUCAGCUUUCCUCUUCUCCCUGGAAACCCAGGUCACGAUUGGCUACGGGUUCAGGUGUGUUACAGAACAGUGUGCCACGGCCAUUUUUCUUCUCAUCUUCCAAUCUAUCCUAGGAGUUAUCAUAAACUCCUUCAUGUGUGGGGCCAUUUUGGCCAAAAUCUCCAGACCCAAAAAGAGAGCAAAAACUAUCACCUUUAGCAAAAAUGCUGUGAUUAGUAAACGAGGUGGAAAACUGUGUCUUCUCAUCCGGGUGGCCAACCUCAGGAAAAGCCUGCUGAUUGGAAGUCAUAUCUAUGGCAAACUCUUGAAGACCACCAUUACUCCUGAAGGAGAGACGAUCAUCUUGGAUCAAGUCAACAUCAAUUUCAUGGUGGAUGCUGGCAACGAGAACCUCUUCUUCAUCUCCCCCUUGACAAUUUACCAUAUCAUCGACAAGCACAGCCCCUUCUUUCACAUGUCAGCGGACACCCUCCUUCAACAUGACUUUGAACUGGUGGUGUUUCUAGAUGGGACCGUAGAAUCCACCAGUGCAACUUGCCAAGUCCGGACAUCUUACAUCGCUGAAGAGGUCCUGUGGGGCUAUCGUUUUGCCCCCAUUGUUUCUAAAACCAAAGAAGGGAAAUACAGGGUGGACUUUCACAACUUCAGCAAAACUGUAGAAGUGGAAACGCCACAUUGUGCCUUUUGCUUCUACAAUGAGAAGGAUGCUAAAGCCAAGGCAAAGAUGGGAUAUGAUAAUCCUGCCUUUGUGUCCCAUGAAGUUAGUGAAUCCAGUGAGACAAAAAUGUGACUUUGUUGUUCUCUGGGACUCGUGUGUGCUUACAUUUUGAUGUGCCUGGGAAGUGCCAAGAAUACCUAAUUAUUUUCUGUUGGGGAAAAAAAAAUGAAUUGGUUUGUUUGUUGAUCAUAGCAAUCAUAAUCCAAUCGGAAAAGACUAUGAAGUAGCAAUUCCCCAAAUAUCAUAUAAUGUGUCGAUUACACUGUUAUAUUUAUUACCGAGAAAAAUAUUCUAUGUCUUGAGUAAUGGGGAGAAAGUGGAAAAUUUGUUGUUGGCUGCUGGAUAAAUAAGUGAAUUCAAAAUUAAAUAAUUAUCAUGACAGCACUACUGCGUAAACGUAAAUGUUUCCUUAUGUGGAAAACUAUAUUCAGGAUGCAGUCACAGUGGAUCUUAGCCAGUUUUGACUGAUUUUUAAAAAAUGGAAAGCAGAUCUAGACUUGGUUAGUUCUUGGCUGUGAAACGACGAGAAAUGCUCUGGGUUAGAUUAAGAAGUUAAAAAAAAAAAAAAUCCAAAGAGGAAGGCAGUAGCAAAUUAAUAAAGCUACAUGGCUGUCUCCUUGAAAUCACCAAGAGAAAUUAAAGUAAGAUUUUACUUUAUGAUACAAACAUACAGAAUUUCAAUUGCCCCAUGUGAAAUAGGAGAAAGCAGAGGCUACAGGAAAGGGUGAAACUAGGAUUAAAAUAUGGUUUACUUGUAUUUCUGGUAAAAUGAGUUUAAAGGAUUUG